AUGGGCACGCGAUUGUCGGUAUCGUUCGAGGACAAGGAGGUGCUGCCGCGCACCGAUCGGCCGCCGACGUUCGACCCACUCUACGGUUUCCCGAAGGGUCGAAAGCCGCGUGAGAUGAAAGCAAGCUGGGAAGAGAUGGAUCGCUGGAAGCUCGAGCUCGGCGACCGCGACUACUGCGCUCAUCUGCUUAUCGCUCUCAAAAAAUGCCAGGUUUUUUUUGGUGCUUUUAUCAGAUUUUUUCUGUGCGAACAGGAACAAGCCAGGCGCAUGCCGAUAUUCAUCAACCACAUUUUUUGUGCUUUUAUGGUUUAUUAA
Gongylonema pulchrum is the source of this 315-nucleotide messenger RNA. The record is from the annotation of a GenBank genome assembly. NCBI's taxonomy places the organism in Eukaryota, Metazoa, Nematoda, Chromadorea, Rhabditida, Gongylonematidae.